UCCUGUCCUCAGCAUUAUUUGCCUUUAAAAUACAUUUCUUGUUCCACUCUCUUUAUUUUCCUAACAGUGAGAGAGGGAGGAAAUGAGAUGGACCAUUAUGAACCUCCUAUUACUCCCAUUGAUGAUGUUCUGGUUACUACCACCACCCAAGAAUGCCGCCACCGCGGAAGUGCCGGCGAUCAUAGUGUUCGGUGACUCGACGGUCGACACGGGGAACAACAACCGGAUCUCGGCACUUCUCAAGAGCAACUUCAGACCCUAUGGGCGUGAUUUCAUGGGUGGGAAGCCCACCGGGCGGUUCAGCAAUGGCCGGCUGGCGACCGACUUCUACUCGGAGUUUUACGGCCUUGGUCCCUUCGUGCCAGCUUAUCUUGAUCCCAAGUAUGGGAUAGAGGAUUUUGCCACCAGAGUUUGCUUCGCAUCUGCUGGCUCUGGGCUGGACAAUGCUACGGCCAACGUUCUGUCUGUGAUACCCUUGCGGAUGCAAGUCCAGUACUACAAAGAGUAUCAGACUAGACUGAAGAGCUAUCUCGGAGAGGAGAAGGCCAAGCAUACGUUGAGGGAGGCCGCGUAUGUCAUUAGCAUCGGGACUAACGAUUUUAUCGAGAAUUACUUUGCCUACACCACGGAUCGAUACAUGCAAUUCACCGUCGGUGAGUAUGUGGACUUCCUCGCGGGUCUCGCCCGUGACUUCUUCGAAGAACUUUACGCUUUGGGGGCCCGAAAGAUUGGCUUCACAGGACUGGGUCCGAUAGGGUGUGUGCCCUUGGAACGGAGCCUGAACUUUAUAACCACGGCCGGUUCAUGCAUGGAAGAGUACAACGAGGUGGCAAGAGACUUCAAUGCAAAGCUGCAAGCCGUCAUUGAUGAGUUGUGUGCCACUCUGCCGGGCAUCCAACUGAAAUUAGCCCCCGUGUAUGACUUCUUUGUUUACGUCUUGCAAAAUGGAUUUCUAUAUGGGUUUGAGAACGUCGAGUUCGGAUGCUGUGCCACUGGAACGAUCGAGGUGGGAUACACAUGCAAUGAAUUGAGCCCAUUCACGUGUCCAGAUGCAAGCAAAUACGUAUUCUGGGACGCCGUCCACCCAACUGAGAAGGCGGGCCAGAUCAUUGCUGCGUACUUGUUCAACACCACAGUCGGACAAUUCCAAUGAAUCAAAAAAUAGCUACUUUUCAAGACAUUUACCCAUGAAGAACGUUGACGUUUUUUUCUGUUUGUCUUUUCCUUUUUCUUCUUUAGAUUCAUAUUCAAUUGGCUUCAUAUAUAUUUAGUGAUUAUGUCACAUGUAAGUUUCUAUACUCACAGCCUGCUCAACUUUGUUACUAAAUCUUGUUGAAUUUGAUUUGGCUUUAUGGAACCUGCAAUCUUCUGCAAGAAAUUUGAUUAAGAAAAACAUCAAGACCUUUCAAUA
Molecule: messenger RNA, 1411 nt
Organism: Elaeis guineensis (African oil palm)
Lineage: Eukaryota; Viridiplantae; Streptophyta; Magnoliopsida; Arecales; Arecaceae
Product: GDSL esterase/lipase At2g04570
Molecular function (GO): hydrolase activity, acting on ester bonds
Source: RefSeq, a predicted model, not a curated record